AUGAGAAAUCCGAACCUCAAUCAACAACCGUCACAGCAGGAUGAGGAGGCUAAUGAAGGAACCCCUUUGCUGCCUCCAGCGCCCAGUAGCGAGCCAUAUUCCGUGUUCACACCAACACAGAAACGCCUCAUAAUUCUGACAGCUGCACUGGCUUCGAGCUUUUCGCCUCUAUCUGCCAACAUUUACUACCCGGCAUUGAAUUCGAUUGCAAAGGAUCUGCGAGUCAGCCCUUCUCAAAUCAAUCUAACGAUCACGACAUACAUGUAUAGCUUUCCAGCGCUCCUAGCGUUUCGCGCCGUUCAAAGCUGUGGGAGCAGUGGCGCUGUGGCCCUUGCCUCCGCAGUAGCAGCCGAUAUCAUCACAUCUGCCGAACGAGGUAUGUAUAUGGGCUUUGCCUCUUUGGGGAAUAUUCUUGCUCCAUCCAUUGGGCCUAUUCUUGGGGGUGUCUUGAGUAAGUAUUUAGGCUGGCGAGCGAUAUUCUGGUUCCUAGCUAUUGCAGCUGUUACUUUCUUCAUGCCGUUGCUGUUCCUUUUUCCCGAAACGUGCCGUGAAAUUGUCGGGAAUGGGUCGACACCUGCAGUCGGAUGGAAUCGAACUAUGUGGAGUUACUUCCGGACGACCACUGCAGUGACCUCGCAUUCAUUGAAUGUGCCGAGUCGCGUUAAGAUUCCCAACCCAUGCUCAACCCUCCGUCUGCUUUCCCACCGACCUGUGGGACUUGUGCUUUUGGCGAAUGGAAUUGUAUUCAGCAGUUACUACGCCGUCACCGCUGGAAUUCCCGCCCUCUUCCAGAAAAAAUAUGAUCUAGAUGACUUGGGCAUUGGACUAUGCUUCAUUCCUGCCGGUCUGGGAUCAUUACUCAGUGCAACUGCCAAUGGAGUAUUCGUUGACUGGAACUACCGACGGGCCCAACGCAAUGCCGGUCAGAUGGUACACAGGAACCAAACGCAGGACAUUAUUGGAUUUCCCAUCGAAAAAGCGAGGCUACAGAUUGGCCUGCCAAUGACAAUACUUGCAGCUAUCUCAAUAACUGUUUACGGAGUACUGAUGACCUUGAAGCCACCACUUCUGGUUGCGCUCAUUGUGGUUUUCGUAAUUUGCUUCUGUAUUACAGCGGCGUAUAAUGUGAUGAAUAUUCUGAUCGUCGACUUGUACUACGAGACACCCGCUACUGCGAUGGCUGCUAAUAACCUUGUGCGCUGCUUCCUUGGCGCUGGUGCUGCAGCUGUGGUUAACCCUCUGAUCAAGUGGAUUGGUGUGCAAUGGACAUACUGUCUUGUUUCGGGCGCAAUUGCUCUGAUAACUCCGAUUCUGAGCAUUGUCUAUGUUCAAGGCUGGGAAUGGCGGAAGAAAAAAGCCGAGACUGAUGCACAACUGCGAACUGUACACGAGAGACCGUAG
Molecule: messenger RNA, 1401 nt
Organism: Penicillium coprophilum
Lineage: Eukaryota; Fungi; Ascomycota; Eurotiomycetes; Eurotiales; Aspergillaceae
Exons: 3
Coding region: 1-1401 (466 amino acids)
Biological process (GO): transmembrane transport
Molecular function (GO): transmembrane transporter activity
Source: RefSeq, a predicted model, not a curated record